Daphnia pulicaria is the source of this 681-nucleotide messenger RNA. RefSeq lists its product as uncharacterized. The record is from RefSeq and is a predicted model, not a curated record. The coding region runs from base 97 to 471 and encodes 124 amino acids. NCBI's taxonomy places the organism in Eukaryota, Metazoa, Arthropoda, Branchiopoda, Diplostraca, Daphniidae. The transcript has 2 exons.
CUAACUGGGGGGUAUAAAUUGAACAACCCAGACUGUGGAAAAGACACAACACUUGUUUGCCAAGUAAGCUCAACAGCACCUCUCCUCUUCCUCAACAUGUACAAGUCAAUGACCCUUUUGGUUUUGGUGGCUUUGGCCGCUUGCGCUUUCGCCAUGGAGGCCCAGGAUCAGGAGGCUGCUGAGCAAUACUACCACAUUCAUGGUGUCUACCCAUCGUGGUACCAAUACGGCGUCAAUGCCUUCAACGGAGUCCGCGCCUUCCCCGGCUACCCCGGCUACCCCUACCCCGGCUACCCCAUCACCGGUUACCCAUCUGCCGUCUACCCCGCCGCUGCUGCCUCCACUGUUGUUAAGAACGUCGCCUAUCCUUACCCCGGCUACCCUUAUGGCUUCAACACUUACCCUUAUGGCACUUACGGAGCCGCCCCAUACGUCGCCGCUGCCGCAGCUGCUGCUCCCGCAAAGGCCUAAAUUAACACAAGACAAACGACCAUCCCCAUCAUUAUGCGUCUAUAAGAAAAAUUGAUCAAUUUAACCCACUGUGCUGUCAAUAUUUGGGAAUAGUGUGAUGUUGAUUGUCACAUGGUAGCUAAUAAUAAUUCACCUGAAAAUGUUUUCAUUUAGAAAGAACAAGCAGAGCAUGUUCGAAACUAAAGAAAUACAAAUUCGUCGACAGUAUAA